Messenger RNA from Lodderomyces elongisporus, 963 nucleotides. RefSeq lists its product as uncharacterized. Gene Ontology annotation, cellular component: nucleus; chromatin. Lineage: Eukaryota; Fungi; Ascomycota; Pichiomycetes; Serinales; Debaryomycetaceae. Gene Ontology annotation, biological process: nucleosome assembly. The record is from RefSeq and is a predicted model, not a curated record. Gene Ontology annotation, molecular function: histone binding; chromatin binding. The coding region runs from base 1 to 963 and encodes 320 amino acids. The transcript has a single exon.
AUGUCAGAGAAGGAGCAAGUCACACUGGCGGAAGGACAUGAUCAGGAUCAAUAUGGUGAGAUUGAUGCCGAGUCACUCAAUUUACAAAGAAGCUUGGAGAGCUUAUCGUCAUGGGAGUCUCAAAUGAGUAAAGUUGAAAAAGAUGCAGAGAUAUACCGAAUCAAACAAAGUCAACCAAUGUAUGCUAAGCGAAGGGAAAUCUUGAAACAAGUACUGAAGUUUUGGUAUAUAAUUUUGGCAGAAAAUGAUGAGUUUGGUGAUUAUGUCAGUCCCGAAGAUCUCAAAUAUCUCGAAUACAUUGAUGACAUAUACGUUUACUACCCUAUAUCAAGUGAGAGCUUGAGAAAAGAAGGAGAUGUUAAUAAUGAAUUGAAUAACAAGGACUUUGAGAUAACAAUUGGAUUUACUGAAAAUGACUUGAUACCCAAGCAAUCUAUUACUAAAAAGUUUAGAACGUAUGUUGGUGAGGAUGGAGAAGACCAUGUGAAAUCGGAACCUGUGGAUAUUCAAUGGCCCAAGGGUAUGGACAAGAUCAACCCGCAAAUUAUUAAACAGAAAUCAAAGGGUAAUUCCAUGACAUCUGAGGAAAAGAAGAAUUAUAGAGCAGGAAUGAAGUCGUUUUUCGCUUGGUUUGCAUGGACUGGAAAGAAACCGGGCAAAGAGUUUAGAAAUGGCGAGGAUUUGACGAAUUUGAUAACUGAAGAUAUCUUUGUAAAUGCGUUGAAAUACUACAUAGUGGCAUUGUCGAAUGAUUCUGAGGAUGGAGAAGAUGAUGAAGAGGACAGUACAGAGGGGGAAGAGUUGGACUUGAGCGAAGAGGAAGAACAAGAAGAGGAGGAAGAGGAGGAUGAAGAGGAAGGUCAACAAGAUAGAGCAGAGGCUAGGCUCUCUAGUUCAAAGGGGCUGAAAAGACUUUCAGAUGACAAUGCCAAUGAAGAAACCCAAAAUAAAAAGCAGAAAUGA